Molecule: messenger RNA, 487 nt
Organism: Perkinsus marinus ATCC 50983
Lineage: Eukaryota; Perkinsozoa; Perkinsida; Perkinsidae
Exons: 5
Molecular function (GO): calcium ion binding
Source: RefSeq, a predicted model, not a curated record
AUGUUCCGGGCUCAAGAUAAGGAUGGUGAUAGGAGAAUAGAUGCAGCAGAGCUUGCUGAUGUCUGGAAGGAUGCACUAAGGAAGGGUGCUUCUCGGCACAGAUCCAUCGAUGCAGGGUUAAUGGCUAGUGAGGUUGCACGUACAUUGGACAUUAUGGAUAUUGAUGGUGAUGGCACUGUUGAUCUAGAAGAAUUCAAGCAUGCUAUGCUGGUCAAUGGUACUAUGCCUCACCAUCUUAUGGAGGUCAAUGAGCUCCUGCGUCGGAAAUUACAAAAGGAUCCUCUUCUACUCCAUGACAUUAUUGACGAAUUCGUGCGGCUAGACACCAGCGGAGUAGGUGUCCUCUCGUAUCAAGAUAUCUAUGAUGGAUUAUUAUCUCGCCUUAGUGACGAUAGUAAAUCUAAGAUAGAGGCAUUGAAGGACAUGGAUCUGGAUGGUAGUGGAUCCAUUGACUAUUAUGAAUACCUUUACUAUACGUUGGGUAGAC